Molecule: messenger RNA, 1938 nt
Organism: Aspergillus alliaceus
Lineage: Eukaryota; Fungi; Ascomycota; Eurotiomycetes; Eurotiales; Aspergillaceae
Product: putative pH signal transduction protein PalI
Exons: 3
Coding region: 1-1938 (645 amino acids)
Cellular component (GO): cell division site; growing cell tip; plasma membrane
Source: RefSeq, a predicted model, not a curated record
AUGCUUCUCAAACCCGCGACUCCCCUCACUAUCCUACUGCUAAUCGCUUUUGCCCUCUUGCUGUUAUCUGUUAUCUCCACCCCCAUCGUCAAGGGUAUCCCGUUAGCAACUUUCGAGAAUGUCGACUAUGGAGUCUUUGGCUACUGUAAAGGUGGUCAAUGCACCGAUAUCCAUAUCGGCUACACUAACGAUGACCUUUCGAACACCGGUGAUGACUUCAAUCUUCCAUCCAGUACACGACGAUCGCUUUCAUCGAUUCUGAUUGUUCACCCCGUCGCAGCGUUUCUCACCCUGAUCUGCUUAUGUAUGGCCGCCGCGGCGCACUUCCACACUCCGUCGCAUUCGCCCCGCUACCUCCUAGCCUUAUUGAUUCUGCUGCUUCCGACGCUCCUCGUGUCCUUGCUUGCGUUCCUCGUAGAUAUCCUGUUGUUUGUUCCACAUCUAGGGUGGGGUGGCUGGAUUGUACUCGGUGCGACUAUUCUCCUUGUCAGCUGUGGCGUGGUUACCUGUGCAAUGCGCCGGACCCUCGUCAGUCGCAAGGCGCGAAAGAGACGAAUUGCGGAAAAUGCCGAGAUGAGUGGUGAAAACUUCUACAAUCGCCAGAAUGCCGCCGCUGCCGCUGCCGGGCUGAACGAUCCGAAGCCGCUCAAUGGAGAGGUCAAGGAAGCUUUUGUCACUGGAUCACCUCCUGGAUCGGACACGGGACCCACGUUUGCGACAUUCCGAACGACCACGCAUGAGAGUGAUGAUGAUCGCACCCCGCUGAAUUCACGAACACCCCCAAACGACGUUCCAUUACCCGAUCAUCAGAUGCGCGACAAUGGACCACCAUACAACCCCCUCCGAGACGAAUUCGGAAACCCCCUUCCACAAUCUGGUCCCUACGGUCCCGGUCCUCGCAUACGCCCUGGUCCGGGCGAUCCCCGGUUGCGUAAUCAAUAUUCGGAUGGUAGUAUGGGAUCACGGAGAGGACCGCCUCCGCCGGGGUUUAUGCCGCGUGGACGGGGUGGUUAUCCUGGGCGGGGCGGCUACGGCCGCGGAGGCCCUUAUGGUGGACUCAGAGGCCCCCCUCCAAGAGGACGAGGUAGUCCAAUGGGUUCGAUGCGAGGACGAGGAGGAUAUCGAGGGCCGCCGGCCGCUAACUAUGGACCUAAUCUUGGACCACGACCAAUGCCGCCACCAGAGGAGGAUGGCUACGACUAUCACGCUCCAGCUGGCAUGAUGCGCCAGCCGUCCCCUGGACCGAUUGGAAUGGCUGUGUCGCCUCCGGAUGCAAGCCCAAUAGGUCAGGCGAUUGAAAUGACACCGCAGCCCAGGCGAACGGGCUCGGCAGAGCCAGCGCCUCAGGAAGUUUUGCUAGACCCACACCAGCCACAUGCUGUGUCGGCAGAUGGCUAUCCUGAACCUGUCAGUCCUUCGAGCCUCUACAGCCGCACAGCGUCUUACAUUCCUCGCGCUGCCUGGGAGCAAGGUGAGCGUCGCCCCGGACACUCACCGUCACCCGUCCACGCCUAUGAGCAGACGGAGCCCGCGCGAACCCCGCACCAUGCUCGUUCCGGAUCGGCAGAUUACUUCGAAGACGUCGAUCCGCGUUUUGCUAAUCGUAAUGAACAUGCCGUGGGCAACCCGCGGUUGCCCUCUGUGCUUACGCCGGGUGGUUCUGGUGAGCCGAAACUGCCGGAAGAUUUGGCUGAAGGACCCAGCUCACCCACUACUAGCGAUAUAAGCCAUUUUACGUCGAUCUCAGAGCGGCCUAUUAACCCGCGCUGGCAGCCGCCUCCUCUUCCCGCCCAGCAGAAACGAAAUGUGUUAUUGGAGAACAAUCCCGACUUUGAUCUGCGGGCGGGUAUGCGCGGAGGCGGUGCUGCUGGUGGUGUAGGUGGCCGGAUGCCACCCCUGUCGAUACCCCGAGAGACCUCACGAUACCCUCUACCCUGA